CUCCAUCCACCUUUAAUAUUAAAAACAGCUAAGAGUUAAAGCUAAAACUCGUACCGAUUCACAAUGUCGAAAAAGGUUGCCAAAGUCAUAUCAACCGAACUACUCGAAAACAAAGAUGCGAAGUGGAUCAAUCUUGUAAAAAUUACAUACGAGGAUGAAAAUGGUCAAGUGCGCACGUGGGAGGCGAUGAAGCGUCCUGGGCGUCCGAGCACCAGUGCCGUUGAUGCUGUGCAAAUGAUCGCCGUCAUUCAUCACAAAGACGGUCCUAAGGUCCUCCUUGAGAAACAGUUUCGCGCGCCGGCGGGUAAAAUCGUUAUUGAGUUUCCAGCUGGAUUGGUGGAUGAGGGUGAGACCGUAGAGCAAGCGGCGCUACGUGAAUUAAAGGAGGAAACAGGUUACGUUGGUGAAGUAAUGCCAGACCGCGGAGGUGCAAGACCGAUCCUUUUCAGCUCUCCUGCAUCCUCGAGCUCAAAGACAUUUCUCAUCCAUCUGAAAAUUGACCCGGAAAAGGAAGAGAAUCAAAAUCCAAGACCUCAACUAGAAGAUGGUGAGUUUAUCGAGGCUUUUUGGGUACCAUUAGACAGCCUAUAUGCCGAAUGUAGGAAGUUAGAGGCCCAAGGAUUUGCGAUUGACGGCAAGGUUGGCGUUUUUGCUGAGGGCCUCGAAAUGUCCAAAGUUUGGCCAGUUUCAUGAAUAUGCCACGGAUCGUAUAGAAGGCAUUUUAUACCUUAGAUAACUGAUAGACAUAUGUGAAAUCCAUAAAUCUUGCCACGCA
Molecule: messenger RNA, 775 nt
Organism: Daldinia loculata
Lineage: Eukaryota; Fungi; Ascomycota; Sordariomycetes; Xylariales; Hypoxylaceae
Product: putative ADP-ribose pyrophosphatase
Exons: 5
Coding region: 64-693 (209 amino acids)
Biological process (GO): nucleoside phosphate metabolic process; ribose phosphate metabolic process
Cellular component (GO): cytosol; nucleus
Molecular function (GO): ADP-ribose diphosphatase activity
Source: RefSeq, a predicted model, not a curated record